AUGGCGGAGUCACUGAUUCAAAGGGCUUCGCGUCGCGCAGAAGCUGCCCGUGCAGCUUCGCAGCAGGGUAGCAGACAUUCGACGCCUGUGCCGAGUUCUCCACUUGCUCCGCCUGAGAACUUUCCACCUCGACUCAACCGUGACAACAGCACUCCCGACUUUCCUCCUCUGACUCAGCCACGCUUCCCACUUUCAAGCGUGAAGAGCUUCGGAGAACGUCUUGCCAAAGAUGCCAGCCUCUCUGCCGACAGUGAAGCAGAGUUUAGACGAUACUUCGAGACCUCGAACAAGGACGAACGUGACACCAUCGCGUUCAUGCAUCUCCUUCAGACAAAGGAUAUGGUUCGCGGCUUAGUUGAUACGGCCGGGAGUCACGAAGGUGAAUGGGCUCCGGAGACGUCACUGGCUAAGAUCUGUCGGAAAUACGUGUGGUCUAUUCUCUGUCUCCCGAAUCUCACGUAUUAUGGUGGAACCAUCGAAACGGCGAUUCUGACGACAUUGACUCUCAUGAAAGUUAAGCGUGUCCCGGGCGUUGAUUCAGAGGAAUAUGGUCUCUUUGUGACUUGGUUGGGUCGCGCAGUCAGUGUGAUCCGCUCUGCUCUCAAGGCUGAGGGAGGUAUUGACUGUCUCUGCUUGUUGCAGCUCCUGACCGUUCUACAGAUUUUGAAAUCGAUCAAACUCAAGAACAAGGAGAUGAGGAACAUUGCUCAUCUCUGCGAGAGAAUUCUGAAACAUGCUGACCCAUCUGUCUGUGCAACGCGAUUCACAUUCAUGCGGAUGGCAUAUCUGCGCUACCACGUGGAACAGAAUCAUCCCGUGAAGCAGCACUGGGACAUACUCGAUAGCGAGAUGAAUCAGUUGCGAGACAUCGGGGAUAUGGACUUUGUUGCAGCUCUCGAAGAAGCUUAUGAAGACGACAUCGAGAAGUAUGGAGAUCCUGUGACCACCAAAUGCAAAAUUGGCACAUCGGCCUUAGCGAAGGAGUGUCCCGCUUGGCUGAUCACUCUCUCGGCACAGGCAGCCAAAGUCCAGCGCUUCAGCCGAGGUCAGAAGAAACGCAAGCGCCAGGAACUUGAGGAGGAGGAGGAGGAGGAGGAGGAGAAUGGGACACGUCCUUCAUCCCGAGGUGCAAGCCUGGUACCCUCUGAGUUUGGUGUUGCUUCUGGGUCGAGUACUUAG
This is a messenger RNA of Mycena citricolor, 1179 nucleotides long. The record is from the annotation of a GenBank genome assembly. Lineage: Eukaryota; Fungi; Basidiomycota; Agaricomycetes; Agaricales; Mycenaceae.